AUUUCCACAUAAGACUAGCCGUUACGCUCCUUUUAUAUCUUAUUUUUUCGAGUUAUAUUCUUUUCAAUCAAAAACCCUAAGCGACGCUUCCCGAUUUAAUUUGCUUUCAAAUCACAAAUCUUUUUUUUUUUGGAUUCAUCGUCUCUGAAUCGUUUCAAUGGCUUCCAAGACAGCAGCUGCUAAAGACAUCAUCACACUGCAUGGAUCUGCCGCCAUCGUCAGCGAGUUCUUCUGUUACGCUGCCAACAGUAUACUGUACAAUCGAGCAGUAUACCCAGAGGAAAGCUUUGCGAAAGUGAAGAAGUAUGGUCUUCCCAUGUUGCUUACUCAAGACGAAUCCGUCAAAUCAUUCUUGUCCAAUCUCACUUGUCAGAUCUCCGAGUGGCUUGAAGCUGGGAAGUUGCAGAGAGUGGUGUUGGUGAUAAUGAGCAAAGCGACGGGUGAAGUCUUGGAGAGGUGGAACUUCCGUAUUGAGACUGAUGCUGAAGUUGUUGAGAAAGGUGUGUCGAGCGAGAAGAGUGACAAGGAGAUCAUGAGGGAGAUCCAAGCUAUCAUGAGACAGGUUGCUUCCAGCAUUACUUACUUGCCUUGUCUUGAUGAACCUUGCGUGUUUGAUGUGUUGGCGUAUACGGACACGGAUGUGGCUGUUCCGUUCACAUGGGUCGAAAGCGAUCCGAAGUUGAUUGCUAAUCCACAGAUGGUUAAGCUACACGCUUUUGAUACCAAGAUUCACAAAGUGGACACCCUCGUCUCAUACAAGAACGACGAAUGGGAUGAAGAAGAGUAGUAACACCAAGUCUCUUGCUCUGCCAGCGUUUUCCUUUUCUCAUGUUCUUGAAUGUCAAAGUGAAUCCUUUAUUCACCACCUAUGUUGUUUUCUGUUUUUCUUCUUUCCGGAUUGUUUCGAGAAUAAUAAUAUAAACCUUUGUUGUUUA
Brassica napus (rape) is the source of this 935-nucleotide messenger RNA. RefSeq names its product mitotic spindle checkpoint protein MAD2. Gene Ontology annotation, biological process: mitotic spindle assembly checkpoint signaling. NCBI's taxonomy places the organism in Eukaryota, Viridiplantae, Streptophyta, Magnoliopsida, Brassicales, Brassicaceae. Bases 158 to 787 code for a protein of 209 amino acids. The record is from RefSeq and is a predicted model, not a curated record. The transcript is spliced from 6 exons. Gene Ontology annotation, cellular component: kinetochore; nucleoplasm; cytoplasm.